UUUAGAGAUUAUUUUCAAGAUGUCUGCGCCCAUGAUAAAAUAUUUCAUAAUCUUUGAACAUAACUAACACACCAUAGAUAGCGACCUGUACGCAUAUAUUUGCUCUCAAAAUGAAAAAGAACGCAAAUGAAAAACAUGUCAAAGGAAGAGAGAAGAAUAUGGGAAAGGAGGAAGUAAAUAAACAAUUGGAAAAGAAAAAGUUAUUAGAAGCUAAGAUCAGAAAACAAGUUGCAUUUGAAGAAAAAGCCUUCCGUGUUGUUGAAAGACUGAUAGAAAACCCAAUUACAGAAGAAUUUCUCAAAGAUUCAUGCCAGUUUAUUGCACCUCACCAUUAUGAAGAUAUUGUUGAAGAAAGAUCUAUAACAAAGACAUGUGGCUAUCCUGUCUGUAGUAAACCACUCAAUGCUGUGUCCAAGCAGAAAUAUCAUAUCUCCACAAAAGACAACAAAGUUUAUGAUAUAACUGAGAGGAAAAGUUUCUGCAGUAAUCAUUGUUACAAAGCAUCAAGACACCUGCAGCAUCAGUUAUCUACAACUCCAUUAUGGUUAAGAGAAGAGGAGAGAGUUUGUGUUACUCUGCUUACUACAAACAGUGGACUACCAGGAGUAGAAGUUGUUGGACCAAUAGAAGCUGUAUGGAAAGAAGUUCACCAGUUGAAUAAACUUGACCAAUCAGAAUCAAAGGUCAAAAAGCCAGAUGAAAACAAUAAAGAAAUUAAUGAUAUAACCAGAAAAACAGCUGAUAUUAAACUUGAGGAUGAAACUUUGUUGGAACAAGGUUGUGUAGAAGAUUCAGAUGACGAAAAAGAUGAUGAAAAUAUUUGUACAGAUAAAGAGCAAUUUAAAAGAAGUACUCAGGGUACAUUUAAAGAAAAAACUAAAAGUGAUUGUAAAAUUUCAGAAGGAGAGGCAGAUAAUGCAAGUUGUCCUCCUGUGAAGUCAAUAUCUGAGACAAGUUGUACAAAGGGAGAUAAUCCCUCACAAACUGAAGAUAAAAUGCAACAGUUGAUGAAACUAUUAGACAGAAGAAAACAGUUGCUGGGUCAGUUGGCCGGAAUAGAAACUGAAUCUGAACCUUCAAUGGUACAAAAUACAAGAGGAAAUUCACAACAAAACAUUGAGACCAAAAGUUCUAAUCAGCAACACAUUUCCAUUGAUAAAGAUGUUUCAAAAGUUCUUGAAGGAGAUAACAAUGUUCCCAAAAAUGUCCAUGUAGAGCAUGAACAGAAAAACACUAGUAUAUCAGAGAGAGACAUAAGUGAUAGAUCAUCAGUUUUCAAAAAAAUUGUUGAAAGUGAAAGCAGUAAAACCUAUGAUAAGUCGGCAGCAUCUUUGUCUGAUGUUGGCAAAGAAAAAGACUCCAAGCCAAAACCAGGAAAUACCAAAAUGUCUAGUCAUUCUGUUAUUCAGUUGAUAUGUCAGUCUGUUAAAACAUGGAUUACAACUGAAACCUUAGACUGUUUACAAAAGCCAGCAGAACAGGAUCAAACCAGUAAGAGCUGGUCUAAAACACAUUUUGAUGCAUUAUAUCAAGCUUUAUGUAAAAGAGUGGAUGCUGGAGAAUUUGAAAUAGAGGAUAUUGGUACUGAGUCCAAUAUGGACGAUGAUAAAGAUCAAAGGCUACCAAUACCUGAAUUUGAAAGACUGAGAGUAGAAACAAAAGAUUAUGCAAAUAAAGUCCAACGGUAUUUUGCUGGUGAAUUGUUUACUGAACCUACAGAAAAGGAUUACCAAGAAAAUACACCUGUAUACCUGCCUACAGUGGACACUUGUGAUCAGAUGCAAAUAAGAAGGAAAAUAGUAAUGGACAGAUUACAAAAUGUGAUACAAGAUGUGUUAUCUCCCUUGAAGCUUACACUACAAGAUGUUUAUACUGAAUACAAAGACAUGAUUGGAACAUUCAGUCUUGACAGCAAAAAUAUCCUGCACAAGCCAGCAGAGUGGACUAUUAUCAAUCUUAUUUUACUGAGAAUGCUGUCUAGGAAGAAUAUUAAGAUAAAGAAAGCAUUCCUCCAACCAACAUCUGUGACAUACUUCAAGAUUUUACUUGGCAGACUAGGGACUAACUUACAGCAGAUUGAUAUGUACAUUGAUGACUUAUUAUCUAUCACUAAUUAAAAUAUGGGACCAUA
Molecule: messenger RNA, 2131 nt
Organism: Mytilus trossulus (common blue mussel)
Lineage: Eukaryota; Metazoa; Mollusca; Bivalvia; Mytilida; Mytilidae
Product: putative RNA polymerase II subunit B1 CTD phosphatase RPAP2
Exons: 10
Coding region: 111-2117 (668 amino acids)
Cellular component (GO): nucleus; cytoplasm
Molecular function (GO): RNA polymerase II CTD heptapeptide repeat phosphatase activity; RNA polymerase core enzyme binding
Source: RefSeq, a predicted model, not a curated record